Messenger RNA from Zea mays, 727 nucleotides. RefSeq lists its product as uncharacterized. NCBI's taxonomy places the organism in Eukaryota, Viridiplantae, Streptophyta, Magnoliopsida, Poales, Poaceae. The record is from RefSeq and is marked predicted. The transcript is spliced from 2 exons. The coding region runs from base 106 to 606 and encodes 166 amino acids. Gene Ontology annotation, molecular function: protein binding.
AGCAACCAUCCAGAGACCAGAGCCGGUGACUGGCCGAGAUAGAUACAGACAGGAGCAGAGCGCGGAGCAGCUGCUAGCCUAGUAGAGAGACCGAGAGCAGCGGGGAUGGUGAAGAUUCCGAGCCCCAGCAGGCUGUUCAGGAGCCGGUCCAGGAGCAGCACCACCAUCGGCGGCGCCGGAGCGGACAUCUGCGCCAUGGUGGCGGAGCACGAGAAGAUCGAGUGGGAGGUGCGGCCUGGCGGGAUGCUGGUGCAGAGGCGGCGGCCGUCGCCCGAGGACGACGCGGCGGCGGCCGUGGACGUGGAGUACAUCCUGGUAAAGGUCUCCACCGGGUGGCAGUGGCACGACGUCUCCAUCGACGCCAUCGCAACCUUCGGCGACCUGAAGGUGACGCUGUCGCUGGUGACCGGGCUGUGGCCCAGGGAGCAGAGGCUGCUGUACCGGGGCAAGGAGAGGGACGACCGCGAGCACCUGCACAUGGUGGGCGUCCAGGACAGGGACAAGGUGCUGCUCCUGGAGGACCCGGCCGUCAAGGAGAGGAAGCUCAGGUCAACCACCUUGGCGCAGCUCAUGGGCGUGCCCUGCCACUCCUUCAUCCAAGUGUAGUAGAGACUAGGGGGUUGUUUGGUUUCAUGGGACUAAACUUUAGUCCCUGCCUUUUAGUCUAUUUUAGUCCCUACAUUACUAAAUAUAGGAAAUAAAAGGGAAUAAAUCAGAUUUCCUUCCC